Molecule: messenger RNA, 720 nt
Organism: Gongylonema pulchrum
Lineage: Eukaryota; Metazoa; Nematoda; Chromadorea; Rhabditida; Gongylonematidae
Source: the annotation of a GenBank genome assembly
AUGAUUUUGCAAAUCGAAUGGGUUGAUCGAAUAUCAGUGCCUGUGACACCAUACAUAUACCGGUCAAGGCGAUGCCAGAUACUACUCUUUCCUGCAAUAUGCGCUUCAGGAUUGUGCCUCUCAUCAUUUGCUGAAAAUUUCAAUCUAGUGCUAGCACUUUACAACUAGAUUGUUGCUCAUUUCAUAACAGUCAAUGGAAUCAUCAUCCUUGCAACAAUGUGCUGCAAGAAAGAUAAGGCGCGAAAACCAAUUAUUAAAACGGAUGGAACGCAACCUUCGUCAAAAGUGAAACAUCAUUUCAUUGAACAGGAGGAAGAUUCAUUCGCCAGGAAAGUACCCAUUAAACGAGAAGCAGGAAGAAGUGCUGAGAUUCGUGCCAAAGUGCCGGUGAAUUGCGAACGUGACGAUUAUAAGACGUUCAAGAACAUCGAGUUACCGUUUAGCAGUGAAGCGGAAAUUGGUACGCUUACAGCAAACGUCCGCUACAUGGCACUAUGCGACCACAAUGGUUACACUAGUUCAUUCACCGUGGUAGGAAACGAUGUGCAAGCGCUGCAUGCCGGCCCGAUGGCUUCCGCAUUUUCAUAUUUCUCUUACAAAAAGAGUUGGAGUGCAAGGCAAGAAACAGAUGAACCAGAUCACCCUGACUCAUCGGUUGCGCAAUCACGGAAUGAGGUGUCACACGAAUUCGAUGCUGUUAGAGGGAGAAAACACGAUUGA